AUGCCCUCUUGGCUGGCAGAGGACAACUACGACAUCUUCACCCUGCUCCGGGGACUCUUUGGGCCCCGAGGUUUCAUCGAUCCGCGGCUACGGCUCCAUGCCACCGCGCACGGGCGCGGCGUAGUCGCUUCUGGCACGUUGAAAAAGCACGAGGUGCUCUUCCAGGUGCCACUGAAGUUUAUGCUUCGCAGGAAGCUGCCGUGGUCCGAGGUGCCGCUGUUCAAGGCGAGCCGCAAAGGCCUGUCAGAGGAUGAUGAGAUCAUCCUCUUCCUGGCAGCCCUCCGAAAAUUCGGGAUCUACUCGGAGUGGUACCGUUACCUGCGAACACUUCCGCUGGAGAAAGGAUCCUCGCCUGUGGCUUGGAAGCCCCAGGAGGUGCGGGCCCUUCGAGGCACGCCCGCGCAUGGAGAGGCGCGGCGUCUCCGAAGGCAGCUGUCAGCUCUGUGCGAACGCUUUGCUCGCGACUUUGCCUGUGAGGAACUCCGGUGGGCUGCCAGCCACUACUGGAGCCGUGCGGUAGCCGUGGCCGGGGCUACCCCGAAACCUUUUCGGGCACUGAUUCCAGGGGUCGACCUCCUGAACUUCGACCCCAGAUCCCCGAACUACGUCCGCACGGCCGGGAAGAGCAUCGUUUACGUGGCAGGCAAAGAUUUUGCAGCCGGUGAGGAGAUCUGUGACAGCUACGGGGGAGGCAAGAAUGACACCAACCUUCUCGUGCACUAUGGCUUCCUUGUAGAGGACCCUACAGAAAGUUUCAUCGAGCUGCCCCUCCCCGAGGCUACUGGAGAGCACUCGCAACUCAAGCACACGAUGCUGAUGGCAACGGGCACGAGCAAGGCGAGGCAACGGCUGAAAGUGCGGCCAGGAGGUGACGUCGAGGGCGUGAGUGCACUGAGGCUCCUCCAGCUGAGUGGAGAGGAGUUCAGUUCCUACAACGUGCUCCCCUUGCUCUCGCGCUCACCUGUGCCUGCUGCGCGUGUUCUACGUGCUGAGGUGACAGCCAUGUCCUGGCUGCUCGAAAGCUGUGGGGCCCAAGCUGCGGAGCUGAGAAAACACGAGCCAGCCCGGGCACAGCUGCCGGCAAAGCCCGGUGGGCCUUUUGAGCCCUUUCGGCUGGUCGCCGAAUACCGGGCCAGGGUGGCAAAGCUGUGGAGCGAGUGUAUGGAGGAAGCCGCGAGGCGCCUUGAGCUGCUCCCGCCAGUCCCGCCCUUGCCUCCACCCACACUGCAACGGGCGGACAUUGUGGACGCCUUGCCUCCCACACCAAUUUCUGACAGGGAGGAGGCGCAAUGCGGAGCUACUGAGCCUGGUGAGCAGGUGCCGGUGGCAAAGACGCCUCGUGCCAGCCGGCGAAGAAGAGGAGCUUCCACCAAGCAAAAAUGGCGUCGAGAGGCUGUCCGCCUGUCGGCAGCUGCAGCCAGGUGUGGACGCGCCUGUCCCAUGUGGCUGCACAAGCUGGCCGCUACUGCAUUGGGCGAGGAGCCCUGGCCACUGCCCGGCCCGCUCGAACGGCGUUUGGCUGGCUUUGCCCCGCCCCUCCGGUCCGAAUGGGAUCCCUGA
This is a messenger RNA of Symbiodinium natans, 1560 nucleotides long. The record is from the annotation of a GenBank genome assembly. Lineage: Eukaryota; Dinophyceae; Suessiales; Symbiodiniaceae.